AGAUGUUUACUACCAGCAACGACCGACGGUCAUACUGCGCGCGUAUGGAACAAACGUUCCGCGAACCCAAAUAGAAAAACAAAAGCAAAGUUUGGAAACUAUGCUGUAGACGGACACGAUUACUUAAACUGCCGCAGCAGCACUUCGAGGAAAAAUGGCAGCGAAGCAGUCGGAGAGGCCGGAGAAGCGGGAGAAGCAGGAGCAGCCGCAGCGUGGCCUCAGCACGAAGGUGGCGCUGCGGCGUCUGCAAGAGGAGAUCGAACGGGUGCUGCUGGAACAUGAGCGGCAGUGCGGCGCGGAAAGCUCAUAUAUAAAAUUGCGAGCGGCGUUUGUUAAGCGCUACGACAGUCCGCUUGGUUGGCUUUCGAUCGGUACGAGCCUACUGGCCAGCGGAGCCCUCCUUAUCACGGGAAUGCUGUGGCCCGCCCUGUGCCUCUUGGCCAUUCUGUCGCUGGACCUUUUUGUAGUGGUCAGGGAAAACAACCUGAGGCGCACGGAGAUCUUCAGAAAGACGCGCCAUGCGCUGGCCGAACUCCGCUUGGCGGAGGAGCACUUCAGCGACGACUGGCAGUCGACGAACUAUCCGCAUUUGAGUAAUCCCAUGUCGCCAUGCGUUUCCCUGCAGUGGACUUAUCGUGACGGAAUCGUAGUCAACUUACCGUGGGCGUUGUUGGUGCGCGGAGACUAUAUAGUCCUGCGACCAGGCCACAUUUCACCCGGACCAUGCUACGAGCUGGAAACGAACAAGUUCUUUGCCGCCAACGAAAUUUAUGGGGCCACUCCUCAUGGCGAUCCUCCCGUGAAGCCCGUUGCACGCCCUCCCCUGGCCGAUCUCAUUUGUUGUUUGGAGAGCACGCCGUACCUGGACAACCUUAGCGUGUGCCUAAAGAAUUCCCUCAAGCGCCCGCCUACCAUCUAUAACCAGCAGCGUUAUCUGCUGGUAACCAAGUACAUACAACAGUGGGGCUUCAUUAGUGCUCUGGUCAUUACGCUCAUCUCGGGCCUGCUGCGUCUACACGGCUACGGGUUACCCACCGAUGAAAAGCACAACUGGCGUUUUGUUCUCAUCGAGUCCCCAGCAGCGGCCAUAAUACCCUUGUUGCCGUUGAUUUUUCCGCUUAUGUGGAUAUCCAUGAAUUUGUGGGGCAUCGCUCGGCUGCAAUGCUUUCUAAAGACGCCGCAGGUUGCCUCGGAGAAGAGUGCCAGCAAAUCGUUUGAGGAGGACCUGGACACACCAUCGUACGACUAUCAGAACGUCUCCAUGCAGCGUUCCAAUGUGUUCCGCAUCUGGAUGCAGCUCUGGCGGGGCGACAGUGAACUCUUGCCGCGCUCGGCCAAUCUGGUCCAGGUGCUCGGCUCCAUAUCGGCACUCUGCUGCGUGGAUAAGAAGGGCAUUUUGUCGUGGCCCAAUCCUACGGCCGAGAAGGUAUUCUUCCUACACAACACCGAAGAUGAGCCCUACGAGGACGGAGUGGGAGGCAGUCAGUCGUCAUCGCAAAGCGACAGUGACGAUGGGCCAGAUGUGGACGAGGAUCUUAACAAGGAGCGGGGCAUAGUGGCCGAGGUACUGGACCUCACACACGAUCAGCACUGUCCCUUUCGGCUGGAGUUUGACGACCACGAGUGGAAGGCGCACAUCAAGUCCCUGAAGCCGCUGGGCCUGGCCAUUCUGCUAAACACCUGCUCCCCGCUCACCCACGAGCACUACGCGCAGUUCUGCGGUCAUGUCACCGCCGUGGCCAUGCUGGACAAGGAUCUGGUGCCGGUGACCAAUCGGUACGCGUAUGCAUUAAUUGAGUCCAGUAAAAGCUUUUUGCAUGGACGCUGCCUCUGCGAGCUGGCCAAGCAGAUCGGAUUCACCGACCAUGCCACAGAUCGGUUUGCGCUGGAGGGACAACUGGCCAGCUACAGGCAUUUGCAACCUGAUGUCGUGCGCAGGGAUAUUCGCUUUGCCCGGCAGCUGCAGCUGUCGUCAAAGGUGAAGGUUCCGUUUCCGCACUCCCUUUCGGUGGUAAUGCGCGAGAAUCCGGGCGGUUAUCUGUCCCUAUUUACACAGGGAACGGCCGAUAUUAUCUUGGACUGUUGCGAUGAUUUCUGGGAUGGCAAGGAUCUGCGUCCGCUAUCCCCGCAGGAUCGGAAGCGGGCGUUAGACUUUUACCAGCGCAGUGCGCUAACCUCCUACUGCACAGCAUUCGCCUAUCGUCCCCUUAGGCACGGAAUCCAUGGAGCCCUAAGUGGUCCGCAGCAGAGUGGAGGUGACUGCCUAUAUCUGGAACUGCCGCCGGAGUCCAAGCUGCGCAUGCAGCACGUGGACAAAACGCACUGCGACUUCCAAGGAGGGCACCAUGUGAAACUCAGCCACAGCAUCAGCACCGAUUCGCUGCUAUUCUCGGAGAACAAGGACGAAGACUGCAACGAUGUUGAAGGUUGCUUCGAGAUGCAGUGCCACCAGGUUUUCAUCGGUAUGGUGACCAUGCAGUACCAGGCACAGAACGACAUUGUUCGUCUGGUAGAGCACCUGGAACGAGCCUGCAUUCGGUUUGUGCAUUUUAGCAAGGAGAACGAGUUGCGUUCGCGGGUCUUCUCUGAAAAAAUGGGCCUCGAAUCCGGUUGGAACUGUCACAUCUCGCUUCUUAGCGAACCCGAGCCGGAAGACGAGAAGGAGAAGGACCGAAGCACUGCCAAGACCAAGGACUUGCCGGAAAACACUGGUAAACUCCAAGCCACCUCAACCACUGCCACCACCACCACCACAACUGAUACCCAUGAGAACAGCCAUCAUCCUAGUGCCAAAGCCAUGUACAUAUCGUCCCCCGCACCCGCACCUGCCACAACAUCCGAAUCCGCAUCCGUAGCCCCAUCUGCAGCUAAAACCACUGACAUUGUAGGUGACGCGGGACCCGUCAUGAGUUAUCUCCUGGGGCCACCGAACAAUCUGGAGUCCUCAAAAACGCUUAGCUCCUCUGCACCCGGAGCAAUCUCAAAUCCAGAUGAAUACAACCCGCUGAAUGCGGCCAUCAACAGUGAAGAUGCCCAGUCUCCAGAUGGCGGAGGCAGCAAAGACAGCUCACAGGAAAGUUCCCCGCAUAUUGAGAUUGGAGAGGAUGAACUGGAGAGGACAGAACCUGAUCCUAAUAAGCACAACCAGCGCCAUUCGCUGGACUCCGCCAUGGACGAGAACUGCCGCUCGCUGAGCACUCUUACCGAAAGCACAGAUCAAAGUGCACCCAUCAACUUCGACAUGUCGAACAGGGCGAAACUGCCACGCGGCAUAGAAAACAUCCGGCCUCACUUGGAGCAGGUAGACAAUGUGCCCUUGCAGGUGUCCCUCUUCACGGACUGUUCGGCGGAGGCCACGCAACAGAUGCUGGAAAUCAUGCAGUCCUACGGUGAGAUCGUCGUCUGUCUGGGAAGCUCAGCCAGCAAUGCCAAUGCGGACAUCUUUCUGCAGGCUGAUUGCAGUAUAGCCGUGGAGCCCCUGUAUCCGCAGGUGUGCCAGGACGUAGACGCCUACACGGAGACCAAUAUCCACCACAACAAAUUGUUGUGGCAACGACAGGCGGGAAAGUCCAAGGCCGCCGCCGCCGAUGACGAUGAGGAGCUGCUGGAAAGCGGUCUUCAGGGAUGCGCCAUGCAGACACCUGCCCACACCGUUUCCCCACUGUAUCUGAGCCGGCUGCUGAACUCUCUGCCGUGCUCCAUCGCCGUUUGCCGCGACGACCCGCUUUCACUGGUGGCCAUAAUUGAGUUGUCACGUCGUUUCUCGCUGGGCCUGUGGAACUGCAUACAGUAUUGGGCCUGCUGCGCCGGCUCCAUCUCCAUUCUGAACGUGCUGUGCGCGUGCCUAUCGUUGCCGCCGCUCCUUACACCGCUGCUUGCCAUCUAUCUGAUGUGCGUGCCGGUGCCGCUGAUAGCCAUCUCACUGGCCCACAUCGACGUGGAUCCCAAAAUCAUGAAUCGGGCCACCAGCAAGAAGCAGACGGACUAUGAUUCGCGGGCCUUUGCAUUCGUUAUGUGGUGCUACGGCUGCAAGUUUAUUGUUCCGGUCAUAUCCUUGCUCGUUUCGUACUGGAUGUUCCUAUUGGAGCCCAAACUGUACCCAGGACCAGUGGAGAAAGAUGAAUUUGAUGAUGGCGAUGAUGAUGGAGACUACUAUCAGUUUUUAUACUUUGCCCGAAGCUGCGCCUUACUGGCCAUAAUUCUGCAUUUUGUUUUUAUAUCCUUUACAUUUGUCCAUCGUGAUCAUGCGCUCUGGCAGCGCAAUCCGUUUACAAAUCGCAUAUGGGCUAUUACGUGCUUAUUGCUCCUGCUUCUUCACGGGGUAAUCUGCUCCCUGCAACUCAUUUUGGAGGAUUUCAUGUCGCAGGUCCCAAACCUGUUGCUGGCCUUGGUGAUCCUAUUUGGUGGAAGUUUGCUGAGCCUGAUUGUCAGUGAGCUGGCCAAGUUCCAGGAGAACAAGGUCAAUGCACGCUAUCAGCGUCGAGCUCGCCUCGACUUUGGCACCAAACUGGGGAUGAACUCACCCUUUUAACAACCACGGCCAAGAAUCUUACCAAAAAGAAAAAAAGACGCCAGCGUUACACACAUGUACUUAGUGCCAAGGCUGUAUAUAACACCACCACUCAACACCCACUUCUUAUUGUUUUAAUUUUCUAUUCGGACUAACCAUAUUGGGGUCCUUGUUCGGCCCACGUACUUUUGUUUAUUUUAGUUUGUGACACGGCAAUCCCAAUGCGAGAGUAACGAUAAGCAUUUGUUAUUCAUGUUUCUAAAGCGGUUUGGUUCGUGUUCCUUGUUUCGAUGAGCUGUAACUCUUUAUGUACUUACAUUUAAAAGACUUGCAAU
Molecule: messenger RNA, 4845 nt
Organism: Drosophila serrata
Lineage: Eukaryota; Metazoa; Arthropoda; Insecta; Diptera; Drosophilidae
Product: transmembrane protein 94-like protein l(2)k05819
Molecular function (GO): nucleotide binding
Source: RefSeq, a predicted model, not a curated record